Panicum virgatum (switchgrass) is the source of this 4028-nucleotide messenger RNA. RefSeq lists its product as uncharacterized. The transcript is spliced from 5 exons. Bases 397 to 3534 code for a protein of 1045 amino acids. NCBI's taxonomy places the organism in Eukaryota, Viridiplantae, Streptophyta, Magnoliopsida, Poales, Poaceae. The record is from RefSeq and is a predicted model, not a curated record.
UGAUCUGCUGAGAACAUUACGAGCCUUCGGACAAACGGAUCUUCGAUGUGCUGGAGAGAUCAUCCGACAAGUUACUUUUGUUUGCAGGACCGUUCCGUCUUUAUUUUAUUCUUUGCCUCCAGGCUCCAGCCCCAAGCAACGAGCACGCUGCGCAUCUUUCUUUUUCCAUGAAAGCCAAUGUCAAGAAGCUACAAGUUUCUCUGAAGGAAGUUAGCAGAUACUUCAUAUAUAGCGCCACAUACUCCUGUUUUUUACCCCCUCAACUAAGGAUACAUUCUAGCUAGCUGCCAAGUGCCAAGCUGGUGGAGAUCCAUCUGGAAGCGAGUAGACCAGAGAUGGGGUAGAUUUCUGGAGCUUCUUCAGUUUGCUGGUCCUUCCUAUACAGAGAAAUUCAUCAUGGUAGCUCCAGUGGCGAUUAAAGCAACCAACAUUGAGACGGCGGUACACCAAAUAGUUUCUGAACACUUGGAGGAUUCGAGAAAUUCUGCACCCAAUGACAUCUACUUCGACGGAUGGGGUUAUGGACUGGGUGCUUCUGCGGUGCUUAGAGCUAUAGCGGAGCACCCUCCACCAUCUUUAUGGGAGAAAUUUGACAAGAUCAUCCACAUCGAUUGCACGAGGUGGAAGAGCCGAAGGGCACUGCAAAGAGCAAUCGCGGACGAGCUUAAGCUUACUCAGCAGGUAGCUGCUGAUUUUGAUAGGCAAGAUGAGGAGGAUGAUUUCAGCGGAUUAGAUCAAGGUUCGAGAGCUGAGAUCCCGGACGUCGCGAGAUUGAUAGCUCGAUCCCUAGCACAGUACAGAUGUUUAGUCAUCUUUCACAAUGGAAGCGGUGGCAUGGUUGACUUGGCAAGCUGUGGCAUCCCGCCACCUCAACUUUUCAGUGCAAAGGUAUUGUGGUGCUUCAGUGGACGGAUUCGUGCCAACAUACAAUUGUUUCAAGACCAGAACAGUUCACACUGUUCUUUUCUUCAUGCUUAUUCUGAAUUUCUUGGCAAAUCGAAUGCAAUACUAGCGGUAGAGGCUAGAGAAAUGGCAUUGUACACACAUAAGCUUGGCCUUGAUGUCACUCCUGAAAUGUUUACAGAGUGCUUCCUGUAUUACUUAUCAUUGAAUAGCCGAGGUGGCGAAGUCAUUGACUACAACUGGGAAACCCUUGCUUCAUGCUACUGGGUUUGCGAUGGGAUUACAGGAGGAGGCCAAGAUAACAAAGAUAACCAAGCAUGGGAGCUUGCUCUUGCUGUGCAGCAGCAUAUAAGACUAGAGGACUACUCAUCUAAUGCAGUGAAGCACAUUGGUUCUCGUUUGGAUAUUUCCACAAAACAUUGGGUUUGCAUUACCCACUCCUGUUUCGAAGAAGUUCCUCCAGGAACAACGUCCCUAUUCUUUGCACCUAGAACUGGAACUGGAUCUGGAUACGUGCCGUUCCCUAACGAAAGGUUCCAUCAAGCGGACCAACUCCGGGUUUUGAAGUUAUGCCGCUGUACCUUCAACUUUUCAUCUCCUCCUUUCCAUUGCUGUAGCAGCUUAAGAUUCCUUGGACUAGACAACUGUCUGGAUGAACAGCGGCAACUAGAAGAGGAUCAGGAGACAGCAGGUGAACAAGCGGUGGAAACUUUUCAGAGGCUGUGGGUGCUAGAUGUAUGCCACACGGAUUGGGAAUUGGAUUUUCCCCAUGGAACAGAUGAUGAGCAAGUGGCUACUGACAUCAGAGAGGUUCACAUAAACAAGGGGAGGAUCUGGCGUACCAACCUUGCAUGGAGACGACUGCCAAACCUGCGCAAGCUCCGUGUAGUCAAGGCUACAAGGUAUUGGCGGGAGACAGAUAGAAAAGCUCAAGAUGAAAUCAUGGAUAUGGUGAAGAUGGAGCUGCUUGACCUGUCCGGGAACAAGACCAUGCAAGUUUUGCCGAGCCUUUCAGGCGCAACUGGCCUCAAGACACUGGUUCUAGAUGGCUGUGUUGGAUUGGAGCAUGUUGGCCCUCAAGGACUCCCUCCAUCACUUGAAUCAUUCUGCUUCGACGCAGGGGACGACGAGGAUGCUAGAAUAUCCCGCAUCAGCUUGGCUGGGUGUUCAAGAUUAGCAGACUUCAGACUGAGUGGGUCUCUGCCAAAGCUUGAGGAGUUGGACCUCUCUCAAACAGCAGUCAAGAUGCUUGACCUUAGAAAUGUUACAGAUGUGGACCAAAGUCUUCAACGAGUCUGCUUGGUGGGAUGCGAGCACCUCCGCUCAAUUUCUUGGCCCCAAACCAGAAUGCUACAACUAAGACUGCUGCACGUUGACACUCGAUCAUCAGGACAAGAGGUGGCCAGAAAACCAUCAUCCCCAGGUGAUUCUUUGAUGGUCUUCCAACAAGACAGAGGAGAGUUGCAUGCAUUUGUUGCUGUUGCAGACGUGAGGUUCCUUCAAUCCUUGGAGUUUCUCUGGACAAAAACCACUCAACUUAUUAAGAUGGAUCUCUGCUUGUCGUCUACUAGCAUCAGCAACGAUGAUGGAAGAAGCUGGUGCCAUGAGAAGAUGGGCUGCACAUACAGUAGUAGUAGCACCGGACAGUUGUUAUUAGCUGCUGGUUUGCCUCUGCCCUACCAUGACGUUAGCUUGGUACAGGCAGCUACCAAGCUUGAUGGCAGCAGCAGCAGCAGCAGCAGUGCAAUGCAAUUUCAGCCACUAGACUUGCACAUGGAGAUUGGCGAUGGGAUCAGUGACAUGACCAACGUGGCCACGACGACAGAGGGGCAGAGGUCUAUAGCCACGGUGAUGAAGAUGGUGGAGUCGUUGCACGUGCACGACAGUUCUUCCAUCACCACUGUUGUUCCUGAAUACAUUUUUCUUACAAGCCAAUCCUACAUGGGAAAUCUGAAUCGGCUCAAGUGGUGCCGUGUGGAGAGAUGCCCCAAGUUGGACACCGUCUUCGUCAUCUCCGAAGAUGCCCACUGUUUCUAUGAACUGGAAACCUUUUGGGCGGCUCAUCUCUUGAUGGCUCGUUCUAUUUGGACCGGAGGAGGCACAAGGUUCGGUUUGGCUGCCUACAGAUAUGGAUCCUUUAGAAAACUGAGGGUUAUUCAUAUUCACUCCUGCCCUAGGCUCACAUUUGUCCUCCCAUUGUCAUCUAAUAAGCAGUUCUUGUCCAACGUUCUGGAGACCGUCCACGUAUUCUGCUGCGGUGAUCUCAGGCAGAUCUUCCCCGUGGAUCAAGAGUUUCAAGAGCAAAUAGCAGCCUCGCGUGAAACAAAAGGCAUGCUGAGAUUCCGUAAUCUCAAGCACCUGUACCUGCACCACCUCUCCAAUCUGGAGCUGAUAUGCGGGGCCAAGAUGUACGCUCCCAACCUCGAGACCGUCUACAUCAGAGGCUGCUGGGGCCUCAGGCGCCUCCCGGCCAUCGCCGCCGGCCGCCGUGUGGCCGUCGACUGCGAGAAGGACUGGUGGGACAAGCUGGAGUGGGACGGCAUGGAGUCCGGCCACCACCCCUCCCUCUUCCAGCCGCGCCACUCCAAGUACAACAAGAAGCGCCACCUGCGAGGCACGGUCCUCCGGUGAUCGCCACCACUUUGCUGCUGCUGCUGCUGCCUUCUCCCGGCCGAUCAGUCUUGUGUUGGAUCGACGGCACGGCGACGACAGCGGCUGGCACGGUUCCGAGUGUUUGCAAUUGCUUUGCCAAGUAGUCUUCCUCAAGAAUAAAUUGGUUUCUGAUGCUAGCGUACGGCUUGCAUCGACCGAGUUUGCUCUGUGCCUCUGUCUGUGUGCUUGAUACUAUACUGUAUGUGUGAAUUCGUGUCUGUCUCUCUUGGGACUGACGAUGUAUCUCUAUCUGCUUUGGUUUGCCUGGUUAUGUGUGCUUGAAAAUAAGAAGCUGGGUGGAUGCGUCCCCAGAACUGCACGUCUGUACCCAUGGGUGUGUGUGUGUGUGUGUUUUGAUUCUGAAGAACAAUGGACACAACAAUGUUUGUUUGUAAUUGAUGCAGCGGCAUGCUAGUGCUGGCUGCAAAUGGCUUGGUGUGAUUUAUAUGGACUGUAUCAAUGGAUCGUUAUUU